AUGCCUUCCACCACCUUAUCGGAUCCAAAGAUCAUACUCUACACAAAUCAUGGAUGUGGUUGGUCCCAACGGGUGCAAAUUACCUUGAGGGAACUCGGGCUUGCAUACCAGGAAGUCCUUCUUGACCUUGAUAACCCUAGGCCGGAUUGGUUCCUGGAGUUGAAUCCGCGAGGCCUCGUCCCUGUUCUGCAAUACACAUCAACCUCGACACCCGAGAAGACACAUACAUUGACUGAAUCUUCUCUCAUCAUAACGUUCCUCACCUCUCUCCACCCAUCGCACCUGACACCACCUCCUGCUGCACCCUUGGAAGCCAUCCAUAAGCACUACCUCACAUCCUUCUUGACGGACACAUACUUCACCAAAGUCAACCCAAUGAUGUUCAAGCUCGUCGGCGCUGCCACCCCUGCCUCCAAGGAACAAAUCAUCGACUCGAUUCUCACCAACCUGAAAACGGAGAUCGAACCGUUCCUCAUCAAACAUCUGCCCAGCACAUACCUCACGGAUGGAACCACGAACCCACAAUCCGACUCUCACAAUCCACCAUACUUCCUCUCCUCACCCAAACUAACCCUCGCCGAAAUUCAUAUCAUCCCAUUCUCGAUGCGUCUCCUGGAAUUCAGCAACGGCAAAAUCCUCCCCAAGGCCCUCAGGGAGCGCAUCGAAGCCGAGACGCCUGUCUUCUAUGCGUGGUCGAACCGCAGUAUGGCGCAUCCAUACAUCUGGGAAUAUUGGGGCGACAGUGCUUACUGGAUCGCUCGUAUUGAGGAGCGCUUGCCUAGGGCACAGGCCAAGUAUGCUGAUGCGUAG
Exophiala bonariae is the source of this 810-nucleotide messenger RNA. RefSeq lists its product as uncharacterized. The transcript has 2 exons. The coding region runs from base 1 to 810 and encodes 269 amino acids. Lineage: Eukaryota; Fungi; Ascomycota; Eurotiomycetes; Chaetothyriales; Herpotrichiellaceae. The record is from RefSeq and is a predicted model, not a curated record. Gene Ontology annotation, cellular component: cytoplasm.